AAAAAAAUGCAAUCAAUAACUAUAAGAGAAAAAGUACAACAAUAACGAGAAAUUAUAAGUAAAAAAAAGAGUUUUUUUUAGAAAGAUAAAAAAACUUAAAAAUAAGGUGGGUUGCCUCCCACAAGCCGCCCGAUUUAAAGUCUUUGGCUAGACACAGUUUACUACUUGCCAAUACAUAUUCACUUAAGUCAUGAAGUAGUAAAGUAAAUAUGUUUCUUUAAAACAUAUAAAGAUUAAAAAUCAAUAUAUGCAUUUAGAAAUGAUCUUUUAUUUUCAAUCUCUUAUCAAGUAUAGCACUUAAUGCUCCAUUGAAAAACAAAUAUAACAUUCUAGAUGCAAAAUAAAAUAGAGAACAGGUUUCUGGUCAGAUUCCUUUGCAUUUUUGCUGUGCUAUUAGAGCAAAAUUCAGCAUAUAAAGAAUGAUCACACAUAUUGAAAAGGUCAUGCUAAGUGCUCUCUCAAAUUAGUUCAUAUGCAAGCUCUUAAUGUUAAGUAAAUAAGCAUUUUAAGAACUUAAAGUAGCAUGUAUAUGAGUAAAACAUUGCAGAUUUUUUUCAACAGAAUGAGCACUUCAGGGCAGAUUUUUCAUAUUAAGCUCUGAAAACAUAAAAAACUGCAAUAUAAACCUCAUGAUAUGUUUUUAAAAGUGCCCCAAAACAAGAUAUAUCAAUCACAGUUCAAAUUUGAAGCAAAGAAGCACUCCAAGGGACAAAAAUCAACACAAAAAGAAAGCCUAGAAGUGCAUAUUUUUAAAAAACAGCAUAUUAAGCCCAAGAAAUUCAGCAAACUUAUCAUUCAAGGCUUAUAUAAUCAGUACAUACAUGCUGCACAUAUAAGAUUAUGGAACAAAAAAGCACAUAUAUCAUUGAAAUGCAGCAUAUAUGAUAUGCAGAAACAAAAAUCAGCAAGAAUAGAUGAAGAAAAAGAUCUCAAAAUGCAGUUUUGAUGAAAAAUAGUACUAAAAUUUCAUAAAAACCGCAAAUGGAGCAUAAAUUUCAACAACCAAAAAAAAACAUGCUAAUUUCAAUUUCUUCGAACACGAAUAACCUCAACUCUAAACAUUUAACAUGCACAUAAGUCUUGAACACAAGAAAAGAGGUUAUUUGUUCAACAAAGCAGAAGAAGAGAAUACAUGCUAAAAAAGAUUUCAUACAAAACUUUCCCCGGCAACGGCGCCAAAAUUUGUUGGAGACUUGUCGUGCGGUCCAAAACAAAUUAAAAAUUUAUAAAAUAUCCUUAACUAACCCCCAAAAUAUAAUCAAACAAAAACUAUAGCUAGGGCAAGUAAGGGUCGAUCCCACGAAGAAAAUUUGUACUUUUGAAAUCAAAAUAGCAUGCAAACACGUUGUCACGAAAUUAAAUAAAAAAACUACUACACAUAUAAUAAGAACUUAUAAAACUUAUAAUAAAACUUAUAACUAAAAACAUAUAAAUAUAACUUAUAUAAACAAAGAACUUAUAAUAUAACUUAUAAACAUAAAACAUAUACUUAAGAUAUACUAAAAAAAUAUAAAAACUUAUAUUUAUAACUUAAAACACAAAAAAAGGGGGGGGGUUGGAUGAAAAAUAAUCAACUCCUCCAACAAAGGUAACCCGAGAAACACCGCCAAGAACCCGAAACGAAAUUAAAAAGAGAACAAACACAAGUCAAACAUUACACGUAUUAUAGGCACGUAGACAAUAUAUUACAUAACUUACGCACUUAAAAAUAGAAAAGAAUUCAAAGGCUCGAGUUGAUUCAUAUCCUUGACCACAUAUAGAGGAUCGUCCCCGGAGUCAAAGAUUCAAAGGCCUUUUGGUUACUUUGAACCCCCACUCACCUCAAGCGCUCAAAUAAUGAUUCCAAAAGAUGAAAAAGUUUAUAAAAGAGCGAAUCUUUCUUUCAUUCUAACUCCCAUGCACAAAGUAUUCAUGAAGAACAUUUGAUACACUUUAAUAACCUUUAACGUCUAAUGAUGAAAAUAUUUUGCAGGUCUCCUUGAACUACUCAAGCAUAAGAAUUGUAAUCUAUUCACAUAAAAGAAAAACAUUACAUAUUUUCAUUAAAUCAAGAGUUGUUUAUUGCGCUUAAACAAUCCCAAUUUUUAUGAAAAUAACAAACAAGAACACCAAGACAUAAACAAUCACUCUAUAACGAAUCUUAAGGAAAACGUUCAACUUAUGUGGCUAAGAAGAUCAUUUACCUUAAAAUUUUACAAAACACAAGUCACAAAAAAGAAUUCACGUAUGAAUUCGAAAAUCACUUAACUAAAAUAUGUAGCUAAAUUAGCUUCAAUGAUAACCGAAUUCGACAUACCAACCUACUUAUGAAAUCAAAUUUAUAAUUCAACCAAUUUAACAUCAAUUUGCGCAAAAAUUGAAGAAAACUAGUAUGAAUCAAUUUUUAUUGAUAAGGGAUUUAAUAUAAACAAAAAAAACCCAUAAAAGAACACCAACCAUUUUGUUAUAAAAUUUUUGGAACAAACUAACAAACAAAAAAUGUAAAAUUAAACUAAAAACAACACUUUUACAAAGAAUUGGAGGAAAAAAAAAAAAAAAUUGACAAAUAAGGGUUACCAAAUGUUGAAGAAGAUGAAGAAAUUGAGGAAUUGGAGCUUGAAGGGACCGCCUGACCUAUCACCGCCGACCAUCGUCGAACGCCGGCGAGCCGUCGUUGGCCGCCGUCUGCUUUCUUCUCCGGUGGCGUCAAUUGCAGCGGCCAAAGCCGCUGCUCUCUUUCUUGUUUGGUGCGAUGCCUCUCUGUUGUUCCCCCCUCAAUCUGCUGUGAUUCCUUGCCCAAUUUAUAGACUGGAGGCCUCUUCCCGUUGUUGAUUUAAGAGAUCAAGGCACCGUUGUUGACUCGGUUUGGAGCGGAAUUGAUGGCCGAACGUUAGAGCAUUUGAUUUGAGGAAUUGAAGUCGCCGUUCGGUUACUCAUCGAUUUUGAAUAGAUUUGAAUGAUUCACCGCUGACUCCAUCAAUUCUUUGGUGAGAGAGUGAAGUGGAAUUGGCUACAAAGCUACUUGCUUCGCUCCUCUGUGAACGUCAAUGGAUUGGGACUGGGCUGCUGUGAGAACGUACUAGGCUUUGGAAAGAUGAUUAUUGGGCUCCCAAGUUGUCCCUUUUCACUGCUAUUUGGAAUUGGGGCUGGUCAAAAAUUCCCUUUGAGACUUGGACUCAGAUUUAUCCUUUUUACUGCACCGUGCUCAAAAAAUAUCUGAUAAUUUGGGUUAGGGAAAGCAAAAUAUAUUAAAAUAAUAACAUGUAAAAAAAUGAUUAAAAACAACUAUUUUUG
Messenger RNA from Cuscuta campestris, 3273 nucleotides. The record is from the annotation of a GenBank genome assembly. Lineage: Eukaryota; Viridiplantae; Streptophyta; Magnoliopsida; Solanales; Convolvulaceae.